Molecule: messenger RNA, 1052 nt
Organism: Apaloderma vittatum (bar-tailed trogon)
Lineage: Eukaryota; Metazoa; Chordata; Aves; Trogoniformes; Trogonidae
Gene: TMEM192
Product: transmembrane protein 192
Exons: 5
Cellular component (GO): late endosome; lysosomal membrane
Source: RefSeq, a predicted model, not a curated record
AGCUUACCUGUUACUACUCUUUGCCCUCCCCUUCUUCUGUUUCAGGGUUCCUUGGAAAUAACACAGAGUUUGGAAGAUGAUCCUCUACUAGAUGCACCGCUUAUUUCGUCUCAUACAUUGCAUUCCCAACUGAGGCCAAGAUUUCAUGCUAUCCCAGCAGUUCUCCUUGCCAAUUUUCUGUUGCUAAUACAUGUUGCUUUUGUUGUUCUAGCAUUUUUAGCAGCUAUGUUUUGUUCUUACCCCAAUCCAAAUCAGGACAAGUGCCCUGGUAACUAUACUCACCCACUUAAAGUGCAGACUGUCAUAAUCAUUGCAAAAGUAAUUCUGUGGAUUCUGCAUGUUUUCUUUGAACGAUACAUCCAGCAUCACCACAGUAAAGUCAGAAGCAGAGGUUACUUCACAAUAUAUCGAUCAACAAGACAUCUGAAAAGGCUUCCACUGGUGAUACACUCCACAGGUAAUGCAGCCCUGCUUUUGAUUUUGUCAGUGCAGCAUUCCUUUCCUGAUCGAAGUAAAGUGUACCUGUACCUGAUCCUGGGAGUCCUGGGCCUGGAGCUUAUUAGCUCGCUGACGUGCUUAGUGAUUUACACAGUGAAAAUAAGCAACUUCAAUCGUGCGAAGCCAAGACCUGACAUAAUUGAAGAAGAAAAGAUGUAUGCCUACCCUAGUCAUAUUACCUCAGAAAUUGGAUUCAGGGAAAAUUCUAGUUUAGAAGAGAUAGUUGAGAAGCAAGGAGAUGUAAUAGAGUAUCUUCAGCGACACAAUGCACUGCUCAGCAAGAGACUAUUGGCACUGACAUCUCAGCAAAUCAAAACUUAGCAGCGUUUGGAAGACUGCUGCUGGAGCUCUGGAGGGAACUUGAGGUAAUGUAAUAUCCAGACUGAUUUUUACAGAUGACUCUUCUUCAAUAAUCUGUUACAUUUUUUUAAAUAGAAGUUAAGAUGGAAGGAUGAACGCUGCAUACACUAUAAACCUGCUAUAACUGGAUGCUUUGGCUAUCUUCAAAUCAACAGUCCUGCAAAAAGUUCUGGAGCUUCAAAGAUUUUUAAUUC